This is a messenger RNA of Drosophila grimshawi, 1603 nucleotides long. RefSeq names its product flotillin-1 (gene Flo1). The transcript is spliced from 7 exons. Lineage: Eukaryota; Metazoa; Arthropoda; Insecta; Diptera; Drosophilidae. The record is from RefSeq and is a predicted model, not a curated record. Gene Ontology annotation, biological process: positive regulation of cell junction assembly; protein localization to plasma membrane; regulation of receptor internalization. Gene Ontology annotation, cellular component: plasma membrane. Bases 16 to 1296 code for a protein of 426 amino acids.
UGUAGUUGACCAAUAAUGACUUGGGGAUUUGUGACCUGUGGCCCAAAUGAAGCACUUGUCGUAUCAGGAUGCUUCUAUAUGAAACCAUUGUUGGUGCCCGGCGGUCGAGCCUUUGUCUGGCCGUCGAUUCAACAAGUACAACGCAUUUCAUUGAAUACGAUGACGCUGCAAGUGGAAAGCCCAUGUGUAUACACAAGUCAAGGUGUGCCAAUCUCUGUCACUGGCAUUGCUCAGGUCAAGGUGCAGGGCCAGAACGAGGAUAUGCUCCUGACUGCCUGCGAGCAAUUCCUGGGCAAAACGGAGGCGGAAAUUAAUCACAUCGCUCUGGUCACACUGGAGGGUCACCAGCGCGCCAUUAUGGGCUCUAUGACCGUGGAGGAGAUCUACAAGGAUCGCAAGAAGUUCAGCAAGCAGGUGUUCGAGGUGGCAUCCAGCGAUCUGGCCAACAUGGGUAUCACUGUGGUGUCCUACACCAUUAAGGAUCUGCGUGACGAGGAGGGCUAUCUGAGAUCGUUGGGCAUGGCUCGUACGGCUGAGGUGAAGCGUGACGCUCGCAUCGGUGAGGCAGAGGCACGUGCCGAGGCUCACAUCAAGGAGGCCAUUGCCGAGGAGCAGCGUAUGGCGGCCCGUUUCCUCAACGACACCGACAUUGCCAAGGCCCAGCGCGACUUUGAGCUGAAGCGUGCUGCUUACGAUCUGGAGGUGCAGACCAAGAAGGCCGAGGCUGAUAUGGCUUACGAGCUGCAGGCGGCAAAGACCAAGCAGCGCAUAAAGGAGGAACAGAUGCAGGUGAAGGUCAUCGAGCGUACCCAGGAAAUAGCCGUGCAAGAGCAGGAAAUAAUGCGUCGCGAGAAGGAGCUGGAUGCCACCGUGCGUUGCCCAGCUGAGGCUGAAAAAUAUCGUCUCGAAAAGUUAGCCGAGGCCAACAAGCUACGUGUCGUGAUGGAAGCCGAAGCCGAGGCUGAAUCGAUUAAAAUCCGUGGCGAAGCUGAGGCGUUUGCCAUUGCGGCCAAGGCAAAGGCUGAGGCCGAGCAAAUGGCACAGAAGGCCGAUGCCUAUCGUGAAUAUCGUGAGGCUGCCAUGGUGGAGAUGCUGUUGGAUACGCUCCCCAAGGUUGCCGCCGAGGUGGCUGCACCCUUGUCACAGGCCAGAAAGAUAACCAUGGUGUCGAGUGGCCAGGGCGACAUCGGUGCCGCCAAGUUGACAGGCGAGGUAUUGGCGAUUGUCAACAAAGUGCCGGAGCUGGUUAAGAGCAUUACUGGCGUCGACAUUGCCAGGUCUGUGCAUGCUGGCUAAAUGUCCGAAUCCAAAAAUACUCUCCAAAAUAAAAUACCACUCCAAAAUAUAUUUCGAAACAAAACGAAACAAACAAUUCUGCAAAAUAAUUGAGACAAAGCGCAUUUACUCGUUUACUUUCAACAAAUUUUUUGUAUGUAACAAGUGUAAUUUUGCACAAAAAUUUAAAUAGCUAAAACAUAUUUUGUAUUCAAUAUAAAUAUAAGAAUUAUAAAUGUAUAUGUAUUUAUAUAUGUCUUUAUACAAGAGAUCUACACAAAACUCAUUUAAAUUUCAAAUAAAUGCGGCAAACAGUCGCUACAGUUUA